Molecule: messenger RNA, 267 nt
Organism: Pediculus humanus corporis (human body louse)
Lineage: Eukaryota; Metazoa; Arthropoda; Insecta; Psocodea; Pediculidae
Exons: 3
Coding region: 1-267 (88 amino acids)
Biological process (GO): protein histidyl modification to diphthamide
Molecular function (GO): metal ion binding
Source: RefSeq, a predicted model, not a curated record
AUGGUAAAUUAUUACGACGAAAUUGAAAUUGAAGAUUUCGAGUACAAUGCAGAGGAGGAAACAUAUUAUUAUCCUUGUCCAUGUGGGGAUAAAUUUCAAAUUACUAAGACGGAUUUAUUAGCCGGAGAAGAAGUAGCCUCAUGUCCUAGUUGUUCAUUAAUUAUCAAAGUUAUAUAUAGUAAGGAAGAUUUUCUCAGCGAUUCAAAGGAGUCCGAAGAAGAAACAGAAGACUUAGUAAAAAAAGUAAAAGCAUUAGAAGUUAACUAA